Adineta ricciae is the source of this 1677-nucleotide messenger RNA. The record is from the annotation of a GenBank genome assembly. NCBI's taxonomy places the organism in Eukaryota, Metazoa, Rotifera, Eurotatoria, Adinetida, Adinetidae.
AUGUCUAUCUCUACCCGUGCGGCUAAGAAAGCUAAAUUAGAGAGCUUACCUCAAUGUCCAUAUGGUAGUACAUGCUAUCGUAAAAAUCCUGAACACUUUAAGGAAUAUACUCACUCCGAUCCAACAUUGAUCUCCACAACAAGUACUACAACAGUCAAACCUGUUAAUAGCAAACCAUUAACGGUGUGUCCGUUUGGUGCUACGUGCUAUCGAAAGAAUCUAUUACACUUUGCAGAGUUUAGUCAUCCGUUUAAUCUCUUAAGCCCUAAUGAUGAUGACAGUGAUGAAGAAGAAGCAACAACAACAGCAGACAAGUCAAAUAAAAAUUCACAAGCCACUCCUGUUAGUAAAAAACGAAAAGCUGAAAGUGAAGACUCUGACAAUGGUGACAAAACAGAAGAAUAUGAUUCUGAUGACGAAAGUGCCUAUGAUGUAAAACUUGAAAAAACCUUUUCGAAGAUGAACGAUGAUGAAAAACGUUUAAUGAUUGAAAGAGCAUUUGAAUUGAAAGAAAAACUACAAGAAAAAUUGAAAAAAUCUCGUGAAGAAGCGGAAGAGCGAAAGAAAGAAGUAGAACAACUUCAAACCAAGAUCACUGAAGGUACCUUAUUGAUGGAAGGGGAAGAUGAAAUACUCAAAGGCACGAAAAUGAAAUAUUUUGAACUAUUUCCAGAGCGCAACUAUAAUCAAGGCUCGGCUGCCGAAGUGCAUUUUCGUUUGGCAGAAUCACAAUUUUAUCGGCUACUCAGCGGUUAUGCUACAGCAACAGUAACAAAAGUCGAAUAUGUCUGUAAUCCGGUGUUGAUCGAAAAGUUCAAUAAAGCACGCGAAGAACUAAAAGAAAAACGUGGCAUUGAAUAUUCCUAUCCUGUUUUGGCAUUUCAUGGUACAGCAGUUGCAAAUAUUCAACCGAUAUGUGAAACUGGUUUCAAAGUACCCGGUCAGAAAGGAUUCAAACAUGCUACUGACACUGGGUAUUAUGGACGUGGGACUUAUUUCAGUGAAUAUCCUGGUUAUUCAAUGGGAUAUAUCAAAGGUUCAACAAAACUAAUGUUGUGUCAAGUAUUACAAGGAAAAGUAUACAAAUGUAAUAAACUAAUCACCGGUGCUGGUCUUCAAGAUGGUUUCGAUUCACAUUGUUCACCUUGUCAGAAAGAAUUAGUCAUCUUUCGAAGCGAGCACAUUCUUCCUCAAUAUAUUGUUCACUACAAAGUCAACUCUGGUGAAUUUAGAUACACACCACAUGGAAUGGCCAAAGAAGUAAUACAGAAAAAGUUACAGAAAAUUGGAAAACUAUACAAAAAAGCACUCGCAGUAAAAGACGCACCAAUACUCAAUGGUUUUAAGUUUGCAUUUAUUGGACAAAUGGCUGAUACACCUAUCGCCAUGGAUACUCUUAUUCAGCGGUUUGGCGGACACGUUUGCAAAAAUGAACUCUCACAUGGAGCUAAGAAAACACCGAAAAAGUAUGCUACGUACGGGUUCAAUGGAAUUGGUACAUAUGAUCCACCAAAUCUCAUCGUUUGCUCGGUAGCUGAGAUAGAAGCACCGACACCGUCUGUGGAACUACAGGGGUACAAGAAUAUGGGUUUUACAACGUUUUAUCGAGAAGAUUUCAUCUAUGAUUCCAUUCUUGCUGGUGCAAUGAAACCCAUGCAAGAUUAUGAGCAUUUAUGA